ACGAACGCCGGCACGGACGGCAAGGCCUGCAACGUGCUCAUCUUCGACCUGGGUGGCGGUACCUUCGAUGUGUCGAUCCUGUCGAUCGAGAACGGCAUCUUCGAGGUCAAGUCCACGGGCGGUGACACGCACCUGGGUGGCGAGGACUUCGACAACAACAUGGUGGAGCACUUGCUGACGGAGUUCAAGCGCAAGAACCGCAACCUGGACCCGUCUGGCUCGGCCCGCGCCAUGCGCCGUCUGCGCACGGCCUGUGAGUCGGCCAAGCGCAUGCUGUCGACCACGACGAGCGCCUCGGUGGAGGUGGACUCGCUCUUCGAGGGCGUUGACUUCUCGUCGACCGUGACCCGUGCCAAGUUCGAGUCGCUCAACGAGGAGCUGUUCAAGCGCUGCGAGGAGACCGUCCUGAAGGUGCUCGAGGACGCCAAGAUGAAGCCCGAGGAUGUGACGGAGCUGGUGCUGGUGGGCGGCUCCACGCGUAUCCCCAAGGUGCAGACCAUGCUGUCGACGCUGUUCGGCGGCAAGGAGCUGUCCAAGUCGAUCAACCCGGACGAGGCCGUCGCCUACGGUGCCGCCGUGCAGGGCGCCAUCCUGGACGGCAUCCGCAACGACGCCACCAACUCGCUGCUGCUGGUGGACGUGACCCCGCUGUCGCUCGGCAUUGAGACCGUGGGCAAGGUCAUGUCGGUGCUCAUCAAGCGUAACACGGCCAUCCCCGUGCGCAAGACGCGCGUGUACACCACGGAGGAGGACUACCAGACGUCCGUGGACGUGUGCAUCUACGAGGGCGAGCGCGCUUGCGUGGAGUCCAACAACAAGCUGGGCGAGUUCAACAUCUCGGGCCUGGAGCGCGCCAAGCGCGGCGAGCCGCAGGUCGAGGUGACGUUCGAGAUCGACGCCAACGGCAUCCUGAACGUGUCCGCCCGCGACAAGAAGACGGGCGCCAAGGCCGAGACCACCAUCUCCAACAACCGCGGCCGUCUGAGCCAGGAGGACAUCGACCGCAUGGUCGCCGAGGCCGACAAGUUCAAGAAGGACGACGCCGAGAUGCUGCGCCGCAUUGAGGCCCGCAACGACCUGGAGCAGUUCAUCUACCGCGCCAUCGAGAUGGCCCGCGAGAAGGGCGACACCAACGUCGAGAGCGCCAUCCGCGACGCCCGCGACUGGCUCGAGGACCACGAGGAGGCCACGCUCCGCGAGCUCGAGGACAAGAAGCGCAUGCUCGAGCGCAUGGUGCGCUUCUAAGCGCGCGGUAGCUUGUUACUUUAGCUUUUAGUCAGCGUACAGAUGAAAAAUCAACAAAGCUUGCUAUUCAUUUACUACUAG
Molecule: messenger RNA, 1326 nt
Organism: Phytophthora sojae
Lineage: Eukaryota; Oomycota; Peronosporomycetes; Peronosporales; Peronosporaceae
Exons: 1
Coding region: 160-1245 (361 amino acids)
Biological process (GO): protein refolding; cellular response to unfolded protein
Cellular component (GO): cytoplasm
Molecular function (GO): heat shock protein binding; misfolded protein binding; ATP-dependent protein folding chaperone
Source: RefSeq, a predicted model, not a curated record